Messenger RNA from Sclerotinia borealis F-4128, 1845 nucleotides. Lineage: Eukaryota; Fungi; Ascomycota; Leotiomycetes; Helotiales; Sclerotiniaceae. The record is from the annotation of a GenBank genome assembly.
AUGCCUCCAAAGAAGAUUCCCACUCCUUCUACUCGAGUUUCAACUCGUAAAGUCUCUCCUCCGAAGCAAAGUCAAGUCGAAGCAAAUACUUCAAAAGUCGUGAAGAAAACUCUCGCGCCCAAAAAGGCUGGUGUCACAAAACAGGUCGCGACUCAAAAGAAAGUAACUCCUACUGUCGCAAAGAAGGCAGCGAAAGCACAAGCAGAUGCAGCCAAGAAGACUACCACCACCGCCAAAACUAGCACCGUCAAGAAGACGACUAUCACGAAAGCUGCCAUAGCAAAGAAAGUUGCUGCAACUAAAUCCGCUCCAGCCAAGGCUGUUGCCCCGAAAUCCAACAAGCGCAAGGCCACCGAAGAUAUCGAUGAGCCUGUCGCAAAAUCCUCGAAGAAAACAAAAGUUACCAAAGCUACUACUGUCGCCAAAAAGCCUGCUACCAAAGCAGCUGCGAAACCCUCUCCCGCUAAAAAGCCAAAGGCCGCCCCAAAACCUAAAGCUCCAAGGGUCGUACAAACAAAAGUUGUCAAACCAAAGGUUGUGAAGCCAAAGGUGGUUAUCAACAUUGCUCCUACUCAGAUCUUAGACAUCUAUGUCUUCGGUUGUAACGAAGCUGGCGAGCUUGGUCUUGGUAUUCAGACCAAGAAGACCACCAUUUCUCGUCCAGUCAAAAACCCUGACCUCACUGCUCGUGGUGUUGUCCAGAUAGUUGCCGGAGGUAUGCACGGAGCUGCUCUCACCAAGGACAAUAAGAUUCUUACAUGGGGUGUUAACGAUGGUAAACCACUGGGUAGAUACACCGACGACUGGGUAGCACCGGUGAAAGACAUGGAUGCCGAUGGAGAAUCAGAUGAUGAAUCAAGCACAGAUGCACAAAACCCAUUGGAGAGCACCCCCGGCGAAGUUGAUAUGGCCGACGUACCAGAAGGUACCAUCUUCACCCAGAUUGCAGCAGGCGACAACGCGACAUAUGCUGUCACUAGCGAUGGCUUGGUCUAUGGUUGGGGCUCUGUUAGAGGUGCUGAUGGUCCAAUGGGUUUCACCAAAGAUGUCAAAGAGGCCUUGAUCCCAAUGCUUAUUCCUGGCUUAAAGAAUGUUGUCAAGGUCGCCGCUGGAAACAAUCACUACCUGGCUCUCAAUAACAAAGGCUCUGUUUUCGCAUGGGGUGCUGGUGAGCAUAAUCAACUUGGUCGAAGAAUUGUUGAACGUACAAGAUUGAAUUCUCUUGUUCCUCGGGAAUUUGGUCUACCAAAGGCCAUGGUCGACAUCUUCUGUGGAUCCGAACAUAGUUUCGCUGUCCACAAAAAUGGCACUGUUUACUCUUGGGGAGCCAACAACAUGGGUCAGUGUGGCCAAUUCAACAAAGAUGGUACAUUGACCGAAGAAGUUACUCCAACCGGCACCAAAGUCGAUAUUCUCAAGGGCAAGAAUAUCAAGAUGAUGGCCGCAGGAAAUGCUUCCUCCUUGGCGCUUACCCACGAUGGCGAGGUCUUGAUGUUUGGCAAAGCUUUGGAUGGUCUCGCUGGUGUGGACGUGCAGGCACUUCCAGAGGAAGUCAUCAUUAGGAACGAGCGUGAUCAAAGAUCAAUCAUCAAAACACCAAUCACCUUACCAUUCAAGGGAUCAUUCAUUGCUAUUGGCAGUGAUCACAACAUCGUCCUUGGUCCAGAAGGUACAGGUGGUCACCAUGCUUGGGGAUUUAACACAUUCAGACAGACUGGUCUAGAAGGCGAGGCGGAUGUUUACGUUGCAGAGGAGCUUGAAAACAAGCAUAUCAACGGAAAGAAGUUGGUCUCGGCAACUGGCGGUGGUCAGUUCACAUUCUUGGCCGGCAUCCCCGACAAUUAG